GGCUGUUGUCUCGCCCACCCAGCGAGGAGGAGGAGGAGCAGGAGAGGCCCAUCGAGUCCCGGUCCGCGCAGCUCGGAGGCCGGGAGGCGGGCGUUCAUGUCGCCCCGGGGUCUGGAGAGGCCAGAGCCAAGGGUCCUGCGCUGGAAGGGAAUCUAAGAUGAAGUUAUGGGAUGUGGUUGCUGUCUGCGUGGUGCUACUCAACACAAUCUCGACCUUUCCUCUGCCCGCUGGUAAGACUGCUUCCGAGAAGGCCAACUCAGUGCUAAAGAGGACUGAAGAGGAGGAACACACUUCCAACAGGCUGCUGACUCCCUACGCUGGCCAAAUGAACUCUAAUAUGCCUGAGGAUUAUCCUAACCAGCUUGGUGAUGUAGUGGAUUUUAUUCAAGCCACUAUACAAAGACUGAAGCGGUCACCAGAUAAACCAACUCAAUUUUUCUCGAAACGGGAAAGAAACCGGCAAAAUGCAGACAAAAACAGAAAUAAUUCCAGCAGCAGAAAGGGACGGAGAGGCCAAAGGGUCAAAAAUCGGGAUUGUGUCUUAGCUGAGAUACACUUAAACGUGACCGACUUGGGGUUGGGAUACACAACCAAAGAAGAGCUGAUUUUUCGAUAUUGUAGUGGCUCGUGCGAGUCUGCCGUAACCCUGUAUGACCAAAUUUUAAACAAUUUAACACAAAACAGAAAGUUGGUCAGUGACAAAAUCAGACCACAGCCUUGUUGCAGACCCAUUGCUUUUGAUGAUGACCUUUCAUUUUUGGAUGAUGACCUAUCAACGUACCAUAUACUGAGAAAACAUUCCGCUAAAAAAUGUGGAUGCGUCUGACGUCCUUUGGUGUUUGGACACUGCUAUGAUAUUGCAUUCCUGCUAAAAUGGCAAAGAAGGGACCAAGGCUCCCCCAGAGAUGGAAUGGUGGCUUUGAAUGAAGGAAGAGGACCAAGCGUACAGGAGAGCGGCAAUUGCGGGGAGCCUGGUUGAUUGAAAUCCAGUACAGGAUGAUUGGAGAAGAUACAACCACUGGAGGUCUUUGUUUCUACAGGAACGCAAACGGACAUCAAUGCUCAGGGCAGACAUCCAGGAUGGAUGAAGGUGACUGCCACCAUUUGCAUUGAGGUGAUCCACCGUGGGCAGAUAUUGGCUUAGCAGGUGCUUAAUAACACAGCCUCUGUUUGAUAAGUGGCUUUAUACGUUACUGAAUUAGAAUUAAUAGUCACUACUGCUAGCCUUAACUUCAGAAUGUCAACUUGUUAAUUUAAGACAGGCAUCCUCAAACUGCGACCCUCCAGCUGGUUGGGCCUCCAACUCCCAGAAAUCCUGACCAUUCAACAAUCUGUCUAGGGUUUGUGGGAGUUGGAGGUCCACAGAUGGAGGGCCGCAGUUUGAGGAUACCUAAUUUAAAAGAAUGGCAAAUGGUGAUAAUUUUAGAAGUUCAUUAUUUAUGGGCAGCUAAGCCAUAAUGUGCCAAUUAACACCUUUGAGAAAGAGAAUAUGGUUGGUGAAUUGCGAGAACCUUUAGGCAUAAUUGCCUUCUUUCCCGCUGUUCCCAGUAGAACCAUCUGUCCUACAAAGGCACAUGGCUUUCUCCCAAUGAAGUCUACUCAUGAGAAUUGUAGUUUGAACAGAUGCAAUAUCUAGCAUUUACCACUAGGGCAUUUACCACUGGGUACAGAUGAAGAUCCAAAGAUCAGAGCAAGCAGGAACGUGGUGCAAAAUUAAAGAACAAAGUAGCAGAAAAGAGACUGGCAUUUACAAGGGAGGACAAAAAUGCAAGGGUAGGGAAGAGGAAAAGGUUGGCUUCACUGAAGCUGCUGAACACCAAAAUAAUCACAUACACAACCCCGCACUGAGUUGUGAUUGCCUAAAAAGCAUAAUGUUUUGGAUUUUCUAACCUCUGGCAACUCUCCCAUAUCAAUUUGUUUGCCAAGCAAUUAUUCGGAUUCUUUAUUGAGCUGAGGCAGGAAGGCAUAUUGAAAAGCCCUAUUUGAAGCAGAGGUGGGGUGUGCAAGCUAGGGAUGGGAAAUGUAAUUAUUUGGGACUACAAAUGAAGGGGAACAUGGGAGAUCUCCAAGCUCUGCUGCAAAACAGUGUAAUGAAGAAGAGAGCUUGGGCACAUUCUAAGAAGAGCUCACCGUUCUUGAAGACUGGUGGCUAGGCCUAUUGGGUUUAUUUAGACUGUCCAAAGAAAACUGAAAAUACAACUUAGAAUUCCAUUGAUAUUCUCUUAUAGCUGUAUAUUUAAAACUGGUAGUGUUGGGUAGAUUGUCAUUCAUGCCCGCCAUUGCUAAUUUCCUCACUGAGGAACAUCUGAUAAUAUUCUAAAGUACCCUAGGGCUUGAAAUCCAGUAACCCUAAGGUCUGUGUUGGAAUACAUAAUUUAGACUCUGUACUCAUUUUAUCUUGGUAGUGGAGAAAUCACUAGAGCCCCCCUGCUUUCUAUAAUAUAAAGGAUUACAUGACAGUCUCUCCUCUUUGCCUCAUGAGAAUAGUGAGAGAAGUGCUACACCAUGCAGAAGAAACCCUUGCUGCCGCUUCUCCUCUCAUGGGUGGGGUAACUUUUAGAAAAUUGGGUUAACUCUGGCUUGGAGAAGGGCCAGGCACAGAUGUCUCUCACAUGGUAUGGGGCGUCUCGUGUUACCUGGUGGGACAGGAAGUAGUGGCACUUCUGAAGUUCUCACACCACUGGAGUAACCUGAGUACCAGGUCCAAGAUGCUAGCAAAAAUAUUUUUAGUAUAUUGGGCACAAGUCAAGAAGGGGUUUCAAUAAGCUAGCUAAAGUUCCACACAGACUUGAAAACCUAUCCCAAGCAAACUGUACCAAAGGGGCCUGCUUUAUUAGUUCUAUCUUACAUAGAAUUGAACUUUAAUGUGAUUAUUCUGUUGGGGGAGGGAGAGAGUUGGGUUUGGUUCUCCUUUUCUGCUCUCUGAGAAAGCAAGUUGUGUUUUUAAUCACUUAUUCCUGCUUGGACUACACCAUAAGAAAAAUAUGUGGAUCUUUGUUUUUCUUUUUUCUUUUUGGUUUACAAAAGGACUGAGAUCACUUACUUAAUUAACUACAUUUCUAUUUGGGGUCGUCGUGAGUGAGGAGAGACUACUUGAUGCAAUGCAUCCAGUCAGAGACAAAUCUAGAGAAAAUAUUUAUUGAGAUUUAAGUUAUUAUAAUGAUUAUUAUUUAUUACAGUUCGUUCAUGAGUUUUCCUUUCCUUUAUUUAUUAAAGCUUCUUUCUUCAAAACAGGUGCCAAAGUUACAAUGAGACAGUGAUGCUGGGAACAAAGAUGAUUGGUGGUUGUUGUUAAGAAUUGAGAAUUCAUAACAAGAAUGCAAACACUUUUUUUAAAAAAAAAUAUCACUUACUUUACCUUUUGAACAAAAAUAAAAGAAGGACUUCACAAAUAACAGCUUAGUUUGUAGCACUUCUAUACAUAACACUUGACUAAAAAAAGAAAUUGAUCAUUGAACAAGAUGGAUUCACAAGGCAUUUUUAAAGUAAAAAUUAUGAGUCCAAAUGGAUAUCGAGUCCUGACUUUGAGACAUCAAAAACAAAUGGACACAUUCAAUUUAGUCACUGAAUAACAUUAUUCCCAGCCAUGUUUCUUUUCCUUCUGCAGUACUGCAUAAAAAUAAAAACAAUCCCUGAAUGUGUGUCUUUUGUAAUCCCAGAUCAGCUGUGUUUUUAAAGCAAUAUUUCUAAGAUUUGAUAAGAAUUUUAGGGAUUUUUCCCCUUUUAAUGUAGGUAUAUUCUGGUAUUGGAAAAGGUCAUCAAAACUGCUAGGAUAUUGUAUAGGUAAAUGUAUUUCUAGUUCUGUAUCUCUGAGGUUUCUUUUUAAUCAUUUUCAGCACAAUUUGAAUGUCAAAAUUACAUGUAGUGGAGAAGCUUCCUUUUGGAGAGGAAAAUGGACACCCAAUAACAAUUAUUUCAAAAAUGCCCGGUGGAUUCAACUGCAUGUAGACUAACCUGCAUGUAGAUUUACUAUUCAACAAUUCACAUUGCCUACUGUAGCUGGAAGUAGACAACAGGAACUUACACACACUAAUAUGCUCAUUGAAAUCAUUUAACUAGUUGUAGGUUCUAGGGGUCUCCAACUGUCUGGUAAAUGCUGUUUGGUAGGAAAGGAGAGGUGUUGAAGUCAGACAAGUAAACUCUACCACAUUGGCUUAGCUGGGAAUCAAAGUAGCUUAAUGGCCAAGAACAACAAGAUACUAUGAUGGCUGCAAAAUGAAAUCAGUCUUUGAGGAGGUCUGAAAAAGAAAAACUUGUUCUACAUCUCACAACUUCAUUUGCUAUAGGCUGAAGUUAGUAACAGCUAUUGACCCAUGCCAUUUUGAAAAGUGUUCAGAUACUUUGAUUUAACUCCAUCUUUUCCCAUUUGGAACCUACAGAUGUGUUCAGACACAGGCGUCAUAACCCCCUGCCUACAUGGAUUAUAGGUUGCAGUAGGACACAUCUGGAGGGAACUCGAUUGGGAAGAUGGAUGGAUUGGAUAAGCUGUUGCCCUCAUCUAGGUUUAUGUGUAAAUGUGGAUUUAUGCAUAUGAUGCUGCCGUGGAUUAAAAUGGAGGCACACGAAGAUUUGUUCAAUUCUUUUCAUUUAGGUCUUCUAAUAUAGUAAAUAUAGAUCUAAUAUGUAUAGAUCUAAUAUGUAUAUUUAUCGAUAGAUCAGGAGACCCAGAUGCUACAUUGGGCUUCACAGCAGGAGAAAUGCAAUAAAUAAAUAAAUUUAAAAUACAGUAGAUCCUCCACUUUCUCUGAGGUUAGGGCUGCAGGACCCCAGUGAAAGUGGGAAAGCAUGGACUGAAAGAAAAAACGUGAGAGAACACAUCUCUAGGAAUCUCUAGAUCCAUCCAAGUGAUUCUGUGGUCAACUUCUGCCAGAACGUGUUAAUCAAACCCAUGAAUAAUCAAAUCUACAAGUUAAACCCAUACAUUUGGAGACAUAGUUGCAUACUGAAUGCAGAUCCUGAACAAGGGACACACUGUUGUGUCUGUUUAGAGUGUGCUUAAAGUCCGCAUAAUAUCACUGCAAAAAUCCCGGUAUGGUUCAAGGUAGUCUACUUGUGUUAAGAACUCCCAACAUAUUUUUGUAAAAGGCCCUGUCCUUAUGAGUUGGUGUUAGCUGCUAAAAAUGUUAUUCUAAGACACCAAGUCAUUUAACACAUUUUCUCUCAUCUCUCUUCUCAUUUUGACUGCAUAUGACAGAAAGUUUUGCAAACAUUGGUUGUUAUAUUGCUGCUAAAAACUAGUUCUAGGAGCUUCUUUGUAAACACUAUCUGUGUAGUACAAACUCCUCUAAACCUGCUUUAUAGCAAAUCAAGCCAUUAGUUGAUUGUUUCCUGGGUUAAUAAUACUGACUUGCUGGAACCCUCUUAAGUUCAUAGGUUGAGAUAUUUCCCCAUCCUCUUCACCAUGAUGUUUUAAUUGGAGAAGGCAAAUGUGAACCUUUACAUAUUUAUUCUUCAAUGAACCUUUCUUUCCCAACUCUUCCUCUUUAAUACUGUGUUUUACAGUACUGUAUGCUCACAAAUCAGUUUCACAAGACUUUUUGCACUAACCAAGAAAUGAGGAAAAACAAGCACAUUUUCUCACCUAGACCAUCCUACUGGAUCCAUAAUGUUGAUUAAUUGAUGCUCCCCAUUCCCAGAAUUUUGGCUGAGCAAUCCCAUAAUAUUCUGUGUCUGAGGCAUACCAGAAAGCAGCAUCCCCACAACUUAAGUUGCACAGUAAAUUUGUAAGUUGCACAGUAACUAUUGCUGGUUAAGUAAUGCAUUUUCUCCCAAGUUAAAACUGCUAUGUAGAUGCAACCUGAAAACGAGAACAAGAUCCAAAAUAUACAUUGGAAAUAGCUGGAUUAGGCCAUACAGAAGGCACAAAAAAGAAAGUGAUAGCCUUUAAAGCUUAGUGCCAAAGGCAGUUUUAAAAAUCAUACACAGGAACAGAUGUGAUGUCAUUGGAGACACAAAAGCAUAUAGGUUGCCUCUUACGAUUUGGAAUGUGACAAUGAGAAUGUUUUCAAAGAGGCGGGAAGAAAGUUGAGUCCUCAGCUCUCCCUCACUUCCCAAAAGAGGUUGAAGAGCAACAUAAUGGCUAUUUUUAAAAGGCCGUAAAGUUUCAGUUUUCUGUCUAGCCAAUGUUUCCUCCUUUUAAAUCUGAUCUCUGCCCAGUGAAGUUCAGUGCACGUAAUUGGGCCACCAGUCCAGUGUUUCUCAAACUCUGCCCCUCCUCCAGGUGUUUUGGACUUCAGUUCCCAGAAAUCCCAGCCAGCUUUCCAGCUAUUAGGAACUGUGGAAGCUGAAGUCCAAAACAUCUGAGGAGCACAGUUUGAGAAACUCUGAAUUAGUCUUUUCUUAGAGGGCUGCUGCUAAUAAUAAUAAUAAUAAAAACAAUAAUAUAAACAAAAUAAUAUAUUUAAGUCCAAUUUCUAUUUUCUUUUGAGUCAAUUUAUGAGAAAAUUCAAAUGGCUAGCAUCUUCGCCAAGCAUGUUUUUUUUUAAAAAGAAGAAAUUCCAAACUUACUUGCUGAGAAUCUAUAUGAUUAUGCAUGCUGAUGAACUGCUAAUACCUGUCUGUGCAAAUUUAUCUUAUCAGGAAACAUAUCCAGAAUGAGUAUCAGAUUCUGGCAGCUAUUGACCUAUGAUUUAAAACCUACUCAAGAAAAAAAACACUCAGAGGAUCACACCAAAAUAUUUAAACUUGGUCCUAGGAGUACUUAUUUCUUUGUGAAUGACAUCCAUUUUGCAUCUUACUCAUAUGCUUCUUUUUCGAAGUAUUUCUUUCUUCAUUGCCCCAAAUAUUUAUGUACCGAUUCAUUUCUAUCCAAGUUCUCCUGGAUAGAUUUCCCAAUACUUUUAAUGGGUUCCCCUCACAACAUGCAUAGGAUUGUAAAGAUGGUCUUGGAUAAAGUAAAAGGAAACGAACCAUCACAUGAAAUAACUUAGACGUGGUACCCCGUGCUGAAUCCAACUGCCAUUUGAUAGUGAUGGUUGUGUUAUAAGAACAUUGAAAAAAGCACACAUUUUAUAUUUCGUGUAACAAGAACCCUAUGUCUACUAUAACAUGGAAUGAUAGGAUUGUAUCUUCAAAGUGUCCCGUCUAGCAUUCUUUCAACACUUCAUAUCCACUCUACCUCUUAUUUGCUGUAGGUUCCUGUGAUGUCUCACUGCUUUCAGUGGAUGAGAUUUAAGAUUUUAAUACUCUCAUUGAAACCAGGAGCUUUAACUUGGCACAUCAGCCACAAAGCUGGACAGUCCAUCAGGUUCUUGUCCUAGCCAUACAAAGCAUUUUGCCCUUUCACCUGUUUACAAGAAUUUGUACAAUGUCUUCUGAUAAUUUAGCUGAAACAUUUAAGAUGCCCUGUGCUUUCAUGAUUCCUCCCAGUCAACAUACCAAGUUGCAACCCAGACUGACUUAAAUUGAUAAGAGUCCCAUUUGAAAUUCUUGCCUGUCCCAUUAAUGACAAGUCUUUAGGCAACACUACAUAUGAACAUGGGUUCACAUGUUUAAGCUGCUCUGUGCUGUGAUAUACAUUUAGCACUUAGCAUAGUCCUGACUGCAGAAAACAUGAUCUCUGAGUGAUUCUGUUUGAUUAGAUUAACUUUCAGCACUUAGUAGUUCAACAUUUGCUGAGAGCAUUAAGGGUUGAUCGUUUGCUCUGAGCUGUUUUCCAGACCAUUUCAACCUCUAAUGCUAACAUUAAAAAAGGUACAAAAAAGGUAAAGUUUGUGAUUUUUUUUUUUGCCUGUAUGAAAAAUAAAUACUCAAAACCAGGAAAGCAUCUUUCUUUGGGGAUUGUAUUCACCUACAAUUUACGUCUCAGACAUUUGUGUUAACCAACCAAAGUUCUCUACAGACUUUAUUUUUGUACAAUAUGCAUUUUAUAAACUUUUUAUGAAAUAAAGCUCAUUUCUAUUGUUA
This is a messenger RNA of Anolis carolinensis (green anole), 7905 nucleotides long. It is a transcript of the gene gdnf, whose product is annotated as glial cell derived neurotrophic factor. Gene Ontology annotation, molecular function: receptor tyrosine kinase binding; glial cell-derived neurotrophic factor receptor binding; growth factor activity. Lineage: Eukaryota; Metazoa; Chordata; Lepidosauria; Squamata; Anolidae. Gene Ontology annotation, biological process: peripheral nervous system development; positive regulation of branching involved in ureteric bud morphogenesis; negative regulation of neuron apoptotic process. The coding region runs from base 158 to 826 and encodes 222 amino acids. The transcript is spliced from 3 exons. The record is from RefSeq and is a predicted model, not a curated record.